Messenger RNA from Esox lucius (northern pike), 2005 nucleotides. It is a transcript of the gene pmt, whose product is annotated as phosphoethanolamine methyltransferase. Lineage: Eukaryota; Metazoa; Chordata; Actinopteri; Esociformes; Esocidae. The coding region runs from base 177 to 1667 and encodes 496 amino acids. The record is from RefSeq and is a predicted model, not a curated record. The transcript is spliced from 12 exons.
CACAUAAUCACCGCAUAUUUAAACACGAUACCUCGCAAAAAGUUUACAAUGGUCUGAUGUAUGACCAACAUAUUAAUACUGAACGGAUAGACUGAUAAAUUAUUCAGUUAACAGAAACAGUACUAGUUAUCCGGGGUUUUAAAUUAUAUAUGUUGAAACUCUUUUGAACUUCAAGCAUGGACACCAAAGUAGAAAGGAGUUCAAUGACAGAGUUCUGGAAGGAGCACAGCCGCCAGGCCACCGUGGAGGAAAUGAUGUUAGACUCCCACGCCAAGGAGCUGACCCAGCAUGAGCUGCCCGAGAUCCUCUCCCUGCUGCCCAGUCUACAUGACCAGAGGAUCCUGGAGCUGGGCGCCGGCAUCGGAAGGUUUACCAGCCAUCUGUUGGCCCAGGCCAGUCACGUGACAGCGGUGGACUUCAUGGAGAGCUUUGUGAAGAAAAAUCAGCAGGAAAAUGGCCACCAUAGCAAUGCAGCCUUCAUCCAGGCUGAUGUCACCAAGCUGGACUUUCCCAAAAACAGUUAUGACAUCAUAUUCUCCAACUGGCUGAUGAUGUACCUAAGCGAUGAAGAACUGAGGUCACUAACAGAGAGGAUGCUGGGAUGGCUCCGUCCUGGAGGAUACUUGUUCUUCAGAGAGUCCUGCAACCACCAAUCAGGCGACUCUAAAAGGGACUUUAACCCAACGCACUACAGGUCAUCGGCACAGUACAGUCAUCUGAUUACAACUACACUGUGGAAGGGGCCUGAGGGGGAGGACGGUCAGGUGUUUGGCUUUGACAUUGUUCUUAAUAAAACCGUGCAGACUUACAUCAAGAUGAAGAACAACCAGAACCAGGUGUGUUGGCUACUACAGAAGGUUAGCCGUAACGCUACCUGUCAGGGUGGCUUCAGUACCUUCCAGCAGUUCCUGGAUAACCAGCAGUACACACGCAACGGCAUCCUGCGUUAUGAGAAGAUGUUCGGGGCAGGAUACGUAAGCACUGGAGGCCCCAGCACCACAAAGGAGUUUGUGGACAUGCUAAACUUGAAGCCGGGGAUGAAGGUUCUGGAUAUUGGGUGUGGCAUCGGCGGGGGAAACUUCUACAUGGCAAAGACCUUCGGUGUGGAGGUCCUGGGCUUGGAUCUGUCAGCCAACAUGGUGGAAAUAGCCGUGGAAAGAGCCGUGAAGGAGAAGCUGCCAUCAGUCCACUUUGAGGUGGCUGACGCCACCAAGAGAGACUUCCAGCAGGGUUCGUUUGAUGUUGUCUACAGCCGAGACACCAUCCUGCACAUUGAUGACAAACUGGCACUGUUCAAGCGCUUCCACUCGUGGCUUAAACCCGGUGGUCAGGUGCUGAUUAGUGACUACUGCUGUGGGGAAAAGCCUUGGACUCCUCAGUUCCAGGAGUACGUCAAACAGAGAGGCUACAUUCUGUACACGCCACCACAAUACGGCAAGUUCCUGGAACAGGCAGGUUUCUCUGAUGUACGUGCUGAGGACAGGACCGCUCAAUUCAUGCAGGUGAUCGAGAUGGAGCUGGCCAGAGCAGUGCCCAUUAAAGAUGAAUUCAUCAAGGAGUUCUCAGAGGAAGACUACCUGGCCAUAAUCAAUGGCUGGAGUGAAAAACUCCAGCGCUGCACUACUGGGGACCAACGCUGGGGUCUAUUCCAUGCAUCAAGGAACUGAGGGAGAUGAAACGAGGAGUGAGAGAAACCCUCUCGAGGAGAUUACCAAUCUGAGACUACACACCUUGUAGCACUUAUUAACAGAUGGUUAAGUAUUCUAUUUCAAUGAAGAAAUGUUCAGUGUCCCGGGACCAGUCUGUCUUAAAUAUGUAUAUUUAUUGGUAUCUUAAAUUUGAGAUGUUCUAAUGGAUUGCAUAUUUGUAAUAUAUUAAUUGUAUUAACAUAAUUGUAUAAAUAACUGAUAUAUGAACUUAUCCACUUACAUUUGAUGUGAUGUGUGUAAAGUUGAAUAUUGUAACUGAAUAAAAAUGUGCAUCAUUACCCAGACUGUAUUGUGAG